Messenger RNA from Balaenoptera acutorostrata (minke whale), 4192 nucleotides. RefSeq names its product NUT family member 2G-like. The record is from RefSeq and is a predicted model, not a curated record. Lineage: Eukaryota; Metazoa; Chordata; Mammalia; Artiodactyla; Balaenopteridae. The transcript is spliced from 6 exons. The coding region runs from base 399 to 2762 and encodes 787 amino acids.
GACUGAGGAGGAGGUGGGGCCCUAAUAUUUUACACAAUACCUGUCCACAAAGGGCUUUUGGGUGCCUAGAACUUACCUUGGAGAAGGUCCCUACCUGCUAGUACGCCGGCUGAGGGGCAUUUCUCACAGAGCGGAUGUCCACACAGUUCCAGAUCUUGGGAGACAGCCUGUGAGGCUUAGGUGCCAGGGGGUGCCUUAGGGAGGCUCUCCAAGUCAGCGCUUGCUGAGGCGAUUUCUUCUCGGCAGACAGGGGUCAGGGACCUUGGUGGAUGGGCGCGGGGUCACCAGUGGAAUAAUUCUCAACUGGAGGUCAGGGCAUGAAAAUCACUUGAAGACAUUUGCACGCUGCACAGUUUCCCUUGUCCAAGUGUCCCUCACCUGUGGAGAUUAACACUCUGAUGCCACAGAAAGCCUCAGUCCCACUUGCCCAUUCUCCUCCUCCAUUCACUCCUUUCCUUUGCCUCAACAGCAUUCCAGUGCUGGGAACGGAUGUGACCAUGAACCCCGGUGCCUCCUUGUCUACUUUCACGGCAGUGCCCUUCCCUCCACCCAUUCCUGGCGCCCAGCACCAGCCACCCUGGCAGCAGCACCUGCCAUGUCCCAUCACCCCAGCAUUCCCUCCUGGCAGCAGCCUGCUGCUGCCAGCUUUCCCCAGGACGCCUAUGGUGGCUAAUGGUGGCCGUGGCCCCAGUGCCCCUGGGGCUUGCAACCUCACUGUCCAAGUCAGGUCACAAGGGAGGACAGUGGAGGCCCCCCAGACUCAGACCUUUGUCGUUACUCAGGCCCCCCUCAACUGGAGCGCUCCAGGGGCCCUCAGCAGGAGUGCUGCAUGUCCUGCACCCGUAUUCAUAGCAACCCCUGUGAUGGGGACCGUUGUGACUGCUUCAGCUGUUGGAGUUAGUCAGGCUGGCAAGGGAGGCUGGACCCCAGGCUUUCUUCCUCAAGCUCCACCACCAGCUGCCCAGCCGGCCCCUAUCAUUCGCCCCGUGAACUCUGGGCCAUGGCCACAUGGCACUUCCAGGGAGGGCCGCCUGGCCACCAACCAGUCCAACGCCUCGCAGGAUGGCUCCUCUAACACCAAGAGCGAGUACAGUAACUUCCUACGUUGGCAGCACGUCAAGCCCCUGGCCCGGAGACACUUUUGCCUGAGUCCUGAUGCAGAAGCUUUUUCCUGCUUUCUCAUCCCAGUGCUUCGAUCCCUGGCCCACCUGAAUCCCACCAUGCCGCUGGAGGAGGGACUGCGGAGGGCCGUGCAGGAAUGGCGGCGCAGGAGCAACCUUGACCGGAUGAUCUACUACGAGACGGCGCAAAAGUUCAUGGAAUUUGCGGCCGAGGAGGAGAUGCACAUUCAGAAUUUGCAGUGGAUGCAGGACCUGCCUCCUCCAGCCCCACCGAAGCUGGAUCCUCGGGGGCCCCCAGCCCCGAAAGUGGGCCUUCAGCCAGGCACCCAGGUUCCCACUGGAGCUGAAGGCACAGCCUGUGCUCCCAGGAUGUCCGGCCGCAGGGCCCAGCCCUCGCACCCGAAGCCACACAGAUCCCAGGGGAACCCGGAGCCCAAGGCGCCCAAGGAGAUUCCCCCUGAGGCUGUGAGGGAGGAUGUGGACAGGAUGGAGGCGCUGGUGGGGCCCGUCCACUCAGCCCCAGGCAAGUCACAUGAAGAAUGUGGAAAGGACGGAAAUGAGCUGAAGCAGGAAGACGACGACACCUACUUGGACCCGUGUCUCUUGAGCUACACUGACGAGCUGCGUUCCCGGGAACACUCUGUCACCAAGGUGGAGGCAGUCAUUCAUCCUCGAGUCCCGGCAGAAUUGUCUUCCCCAGACCCACAGCUGGAUCUCUCGGCCCUUGCUGAGGAGCUGAAGCAGGAGGAAGGACUCACCCCUGAAGAAGGCCAUUGUCCCACUGCCCAGUGCUCCUCCUCUCACACGUGCGCGUGGAGCCGUCACUGUCCUCCUCCCUCCUACCAGCUGGUGCCGAAACGAGUCCUGGCCUUGAAAGAGGACGAGGGUGGGCCGGCAGCCCCGAGCCACAGUGCACCCGGAAUGGGCUCAAGUCCAUCUGAGUCCCACGCCGGCCAAGCUGCCCAGAGGCACGACCAAGACCGCCAUCGAGGGGUCAGUGAUGAAGCCUGCCCACCAGAGAUUGAUUUUGAGGCUCUUCAUAGGCCCAACCGAGCAGACACUGGCCCGUUCGGGCCCAAACUCUUUGUUCCCUCUCGAGGACGUCAGGAGGUCUCUCCAUCCCGGGCCGGGCGGCCCUCCUCUCCCCAGGGUCAAAGGCGCACUGGCCCUCGACUGGGACCCAGGGAUGCGUCUCUUCUCAGAGAGGCGUCUCCUGUUCGGGGGGCCCGAGGGCCCAGGGAUGCGGCCAGUGAGGACGAGGAGGCGUUCCCCAGCCUGGCCUCCCUCUUGGCCUCUCUGCCCAGCCUGCCGCCUUGCCGGCUGUCCCAGAGUCCUGCCCCUGCUUCAGGCCUGGCCUCCCCUGGAGGUUGGGGGGCCCAGAGUGCUCCCCAGGCCCCCUCCCCUCAGAGAAGGGGCCUCAGCCCAGCUCCACCAGCCGCUCCCAAGUCGAGGAAGCGGGCUCUGGGUGGGCGCCCAGCCGCUGCUGAGAAGCUGCCCAUCCCCGGGGCUGCCCACGGGGUCUCUGCGAGGCCAGCCUUGGCUCUGGGGCUGGCUCGCCCCUCACAGCCGGGAAAGAGAAAGCGUGACCCGUUUGUCAUAGGGAAGAGGAGGAACAGGAAGAGGAAGCGCUGCAGCCAGUAGGGAACAGCCGGGCCGGCCCUCCAGGGCGAGCCCCCCAGGGCGGCCCCCAGGGGAGCCUAGGGGCUCCUCCUCACCCCAGAGCUGAUCCUGGGAUUGUGGGGGGUUAGGGAGGUGGGGGAGGUGGGUGUGGGCAGGACCUUUGGAGUGAUGUAUGAAAAUUGUGAAUAAAGAUAGUUUUGGUGGGAAAUGCUCUCAGGCCACUGUUAUCUUGUUCGUGUGGAGCUGCUCCACAGAGAGCGAUCCUGAGAGGAAGGAAGGGUGAGGGAGGUCACAGGAGCUAUGGAUCUACAGGUGGCCAAACCUUUCCUCCACAUAGACAAGGACUCCUCAGGCUGCCCCUGGGAACGCACAGCUCUCACUUUCCCCAGGGACCCCCUCAUCAUCCCCUUCUCUAAAGCCUGCUUGGCUAGGGGCCUUCUGGGGCAUCUGUAGCAUCUUCUGCAUCCCUGAACCGUCUGGGGAGGGAGAGCUGCUUUUGUGCCUCUCAGCCCUCUGGACACUAACCAGUUUCUAGGACGGAGCCUGGAGACAGCCCUUGUCUUUAUGGAGCUUCUCUCUGCUUCCCUGAAGUGGCCAGACGAUGGCGCUGGGGUGACCCUCCGCUCAUCCAGGGUUUCCUGUGUGGGUGGCCUGACCAGAGAGGAAAAGUCUUGGCCAUGGGGACAGGACUGUCUGCCUGGUCGUAGCGGGAGCGUUCUCUAGUCCCACUGGGAUUACUGCAAUGUGGAGCGUGGUUGAGGCAGCUACCUCUUAAUCCCAAUGAGGAUGCAAUAAGGGGAAUGGGCAGAGGGAAAUUCAUGGGGCACCUCUUACAGGUGUGUAUAAGGGUAGUGACAGUGGGGCCCCUUGGUGGGACUUGUGGGAUUUCUGUGCAGCAGCAUCUCUUUCAACUGAGGGAGGAGGACCCAUCUGGCUGUGGCUGUGGGGACUGGCCUUAGGGGCCUAGGGGUGUGCAAAGACACCCCAGAACUACUGUCCCUUCCCUUUCCACCCAUGGCUGGUCAUGUGUGUGUAUUGGUAUCAACACUGAUUUGUAUUGCCAUAGAAAACAGUUCCUCCUGACAAACUAUGACCGUGUUUCACAAGAACAGCUUGCUCACAGGGGCAGCAGGGGUGGGGGAGAGGUGUCUGUGGCCCCAGAUCUGGGUGGGAGCUGGGAUCCAUGCUGAGGAGUGUAGAGGCCUCAGUCACCGUCCUGUGCUUGCCGGCAGAGACUUUGAAUCAUCAGAGCUGGGGAAAUGACCCGCUCCUAAGGGUGAGACGAGCAAACAAUGAGGGGCAGGGAGCAGACCCCUGCUGUCUCCCUGAACUGCCCCCCCUCGCAGCCUGCUUAGCCCCCGUCACGGCCUGUGCUGGCCCACCUCUGAAGCCCCUUCCUCCUAAUGCACUCAGAUGCUCUGAUCCUUUGUGGACCCGCCCUGGGCCUCACC